GGGAGAGACUGGGCUGGAGGGAGGCGCAGAGGUGGAAGACAGACUGGGAGACACGAGGGAGAGAGCAGUGUGUCUGCAAGAGGAAAAUCUGACUUGUGAAGAGCAGCUCGUGUGACCUGGCAGUACAUGCUGUGCUCUAUGGCUAAUUCUGGCUGCCUCUUGCUCUCCAGCACUGCCAUGAUCCCCCACUCUAUCUCCGGCCCCCCGGCAUUCCUCUACCUCCAGCAGGGUAACCAGGACACCUCCGCACCUCCAGAAGCAAUGGCACAACCAUAUUCUACCACACAGUACCCACAACCCCCACAGAACGGGCUUCCAGCAGAGUAUGCCACCCAGCACCCUCUUCCCACGCCGGAUUACUCCGGCCAGACUACAGUAUCGGAGCAUGCACUGACCCUGUAUACAGCAGGACAUAGUCAUGGAGACAAACCUCAAGGAAUGGAAUGGUCAGCACACAGUCUGUGCAGGGACCACAAACACUCACAGACAGAUGAAGUAUCACAGACAGACAGCAGUCAGCAGCUACAGUGUCCAGAGAGCACAGACAAGCAACAACCCAAGAGAUUACAUGUGUCUAAUAUCCCUUUCCGCUUUCGAGAUCCUGACCUCCGGCAGAUGUUUGGACAAUUCGGGAAGAUUUUAGACGUGGAAAUCAUUUUUAACGAGCGAGGCUCCAAGGGCUUUGGGUUUGUAACUUUUGAAACUAGCAUGGAUGCAGAUCGCGCGCGGGAGAAACUGAACGGGACAAUCGUUGAGGGAAGAAAAAUAGAGGUAAAUAAUGCUACUGCUCGGGUUAUGACCAACAAGAAACCAGUCAACCCUUACACAAACGGCUGGAAAUUAAACCCAGUGGUUGGAGCAGUAUAUGGACCUGAGUUCUAUGCUGUAACUGGCUUCCCAUACCCUCCUGCAGGAGCAACAAUUGCAUACCGAGGGGCACAAUUACGGGGAAGGGGCCGAGCGGUGUACAACACAUUCCGUGCCGCCCCUCCUCCCCCACCUAUUCCUACGUAUGGGGCUGUCGUUUACCAAGAUGGCUUCUACGGAGCAGAAAUCUACGGGGGAUAUGCAGCCUACAGAUAUGCCCAACCAGCAGCAGCAGCAGCUGCGGCCUAUAGUGACAGUUAUGGAAGAGUGUAUGCAGCAGCAGAUCCAUAUCACCACACCAUUGGCCCUGCAGCUACAUACAGCAUAGGAACAAUGGCUAGCCUGUACAGAGGGACUUACAGUCGAUUCACCCCCUACUAGCAAGUGAUCAGUCACCCUAAACAUGAGACCUAGACAAAAACAAUAAAUCAAACACAAAAACAUCUGGGGCGAUGGGUCCACAGAACAUGAAAGGAACGGCCAGUGCUGCCCCUUUGACCUAAUCCAUGGAAGGACAAACCUUUACCUCAACCCUGCUGACCCCCUUGUGUGUGUGUGUAUAUAUAUAUGUAUAUAUAUAUAUAUAUAUAUAUAUAUAUAUAUAUAUGUGUAUAUAUAUAUAUAUAUAUAUAUAUCUGUGCAAGAUGUACCUGUGAUCAUUUUGUAACUUUACCUUCUGUAAUGACUUUUUGUAACUGUUUAAUCUAUGCCUGAUUCUGCUCUUUCCAUAACGUCGUGGGCACAGGUUGUAUUUUAUUUUUGCCCAUUUGUAAUAGCCCUUAAUUUCAUGGAUUCAAGUUUAAAUUUUUUUACGUCUGUCAGGCACAUCUAAUGUAUAUUUACAUUUAAAAAAAAAUAUAUAUAUAUAUAUAUAUAUAUAUAUAUGAAUAUAUAUGGGUUACCAAACCAGUUAAUAUUACUCUGCUUAAUCGUUUGGGUUGUAUUAUUUGGCAGUAACCUGCUGUAUAAUGAAACGGCUCGUCAAGUCCACUUAAUAGAAAGGAGGCGGCAAGCUGAAAUGUUUUAUGCAAGCUCUUUAUAUAACUUGAACUCCCUGCAGUUCCUGCUGAAUAGCAGAGCAAUAGUACACCUACCAGAAUUUCUUACUGGCCAUAGUGCUCCCUGCCUAGCUGAAUUAUAUUCAUUAUGAUCAGAAACCAUGAGGGUUUGUUGUAAUAAACCAGAGCUAAUGUUAAAAUAAGAGCUCGCAAGAGGCUAAAUUUGACAUAAACUGUACAAGAAAGGUUUAAAGGGGACGUAAACCUAAAAAGGAAUGUUGCCUAAUGAAUCAAAAUGUAAUUCUAAGCAAAUCCAACAUGUAUAUGAAGUACAAAAUGGCAAUGUUUUUAAAGUUAUGUCAUUGCUUUGGAAAUAUUGUUAUGGCCAUUUCUGAACUUCUGAAUUGGUCGGCUUUAUGGAAAAAUGUAGCCAUAGCUCACUGCUCACCACCUCUUCCCUCGAAAUCCAACCCCUCUGCUCCUUUCACCCCUGCAAAUCCCCCACUACAUCUUCCACUGGCACUUUUUGCCCUGUAAGCCACUUGUCUGUAGAUCCUGAUACCCAGGACAGAAUUAAAGGAAGCAACAGAGGUAAAUGCCUAUGAUCAUAACAUACCACUGCCUAUGAUUAGUUCCGACCCUGAGUAUAGCAGAAGCCAUGCUUCAUCACCUGUGCUGUGGGACCAAGGUUGAGGGUGCCCAAGGCGAGCCCCUUCCUCUAUCACCUGAUAGUAGGGGAAGAAAUAACAUACCCACAGGGCUUGUCUCCUCGGCACGAAUCAGCCAAACCCCAUCCACUCAGCUUGCAUGCCUGUAACUUGCACACCUGACUUACAGAAUGGCUGAAACUAAGGAAGGCAAGCAGAAUAUGUAUGUCCCACUCAGUUACGGCUAAGGCAUGUGCCUCUUCUGCCUACCCCUAGUUCUAGCCCUAUCCUUCACGGUUAACUAGGUAGCUUGUGCUACGUUGUUUCUAACAGCAGAUCCACCAUGGCAGAGAACAGAACUUUAAAAUCAUUGAUUUUUGUAAUAAACGUAUACUGAAAAGGU
Messenger RNA from Xenopus laevis (African clawed frog), 2915 nucleotides. RefSeq names its product RNA binding protein fox-1 homolog 3 (gene rbfox3.L). The record is from RefSeq and is a predicted model, not a curated record. The transcript is spliced from 12 exons. NCBI's taxonomy places the organism in Eukaryota, Metazoa, Chordata, Amphibia, Anura, Pipidae. The coding region runs from base 127 to 1248 and encodes 373 amino acids.